AUGAGUGAUAAGUCGACAGAAAAUAGAUUUUCUGUGAAGGAAGUGAACGCCGAGCCGUACGCCGGCGGCGAUGACGACCACUACUUCACACGGGAAGCGCCGCCACGAGUGGACCACUACCGCAAUGUUAUGUCAGUCCACUGCCGCAUAUCGAGGCCAACGCUCGAAGAGCUGUUUGCCGGCCAAACGGACCAAACAUACCUCACGAAGUCAACCGAAACGUUAAAGUGUAGCCAAACAGAAGGUGUUAUCAAACUGGGAUGGAUUCAAGGCGUCCUCAUUCGCUGUGUUCUCAAUAUAUGGGGUGUAAUGCUGUUUAUGCGCCUCUCGUGGGUCGUCGGCGAAGCGGGUAUUGGUCUGGCGUUUGGUGUAAUGCUUAGCGCAACUUUGGUCACCACAAUCACAUCCAUCUCGAUGUGCGCCAUCUGUACCAAUGGUGAGGUGAGAGGCGGCGGCACUUAUUAUAUGAUAUCUCGAUCGCUGGGCCCGGAGUUUGGCGGCGCGAUCGGCAUUAUCUUCAGUCUGGCCAACGCUGUGGCCGUCGCUAUGUAUGUCAUAGGGUUUGCCGAAGCUCUCCAGGAUGUGCUCAAACGUAACUCUAUUGACGUGUCCGCCGGCUCUUGGUUUGACAUACGGAUCAUAUCUGCGGUCACUGUUUGUGUUUUGUUGGCCAUCGCUAUCAUAGGCAUGGAAUGGGAGUCCAAAGCGCAAAUCAUACUUCUGGUAAUCCUUUUGGUGGCAAUCGUCGACUUUAUCAUCGGAUCCCUAAUCCCUCCCAAUGAGAACCAGAAGGCAAAGGGAUUCGUCGGAUGGAAUAUGACACUUAUGGUCGAAAAUUUUUGGCCCGAAUUUCGCGAAGACAACACAUUCUUCUCGGUGUUCGCCGUAUUCUUCCCGUCGGUGACGGGUAUACUCGCGGGCGCCAACAUAUCGGGCGAUUUGAAAAACCCCCAAGGUGCUAUUCCCAAAGGCUCGUUGCUCGCCAUUCUCAUCACAUCCGCCACAUAUAUGCUCUUCGCCCUCAUAUGCGGGGCAACCGUUUUGCGCGACGCCGACGGUAUCGGCCUUCCGGCCAACUGUACGCUCGGCGACUGUGCGUACGGUUUGCACAAUCACUUCCAAGUUAUAGAACUGGUGUCACUGUUUGGACCCAUUGUCUACGGCGGCGUUUUCGCCGCCACUCUGUCCUCGGCGUUGGCAUCGCUGGUAUCGGCGCCCAAAGUAUUUCAGGCCCUUUGCGACGACAAACUCUUCCCAUACAUCGGUUACUUCGGCAAAGGUUACGGACCCAAUCGAGAGCCUCGUCGGGCGUAUGUACUGGCAUUCGCCGUCGCUCUGGUCAGUUGUCUGUCCGGUCAGCUCAACCUAAUAGCGCCCAUUAUCUCCAACUUCUUCCUGUGCGCCUACGCUCUCAUCAACUUUUCCUGUUUUCACGCCUCCUUCGCCAAGAGUCCCGGCUUUCGGCCCUCAUUUCGCUUCUACAACAAGUGGGUGUCACUGAUUGGCGCCGCCGUAUCAGUGCUGGUCAUGUUCACCGGCCGCUGGCCAAUGGCUUUGGCCACUUAUUUAGUGGUCGGUGCCCUCUAUCUCUACCUCAUGUACCGUAAACCAGAUGUCAAUUGGGGCUCUUCUCGUGACGCCAAGUCCUAUAUAUCGGCCAUUUCUAGUGUCCAUAAACUCAAUGCCAUCCCAUUUCAUGUCAAAAACUACAGACCCCAACUCCUGGUUCUGAGUGCCGGGACCAGCGAUAGGCCGGCGCUCGUCGACUUUGGCUACUCUAUUGUCAAGAAAGUGGGUUUUAUGAUAUGUGCACACAUUGUCGACGUGAAAUUGUCUCAAAGAAGUCGCGAUAAGUUGUUUAGUGACGGCAAUACUGCGCUCAGAGAGCGACACAUCAAAGGCUUUUACGCGUUGGCCGACGACCACAACUUCGCUUCCGGCGUCCGAUCACUCGUUCAGUCGGUAGGCAUUGGAAAACUGCGCCCAAAUGUGGUUAUGAUUGGCUUUAAAAACGAUUGGUUGCAAUGCGAGUACAAAGAGGUCGUCGACUACUUCGCCGCCAUUCAUCACGUGUUUGAUAACUCUCUGGCGCUGGCGAUACUGCGGCUGAGGGACGGACUGGACGUCUCCAGAUUGGCCGGAGUGGCAGAACUGAUCCAAGAGAGCAAAAAGACUUCGUCGACAAAGAGUCACUCGUUUUCACUGCCAGAGACUCCCGGAAUGUGCGCUACGGAGGGCGCGGCCGCUCUAAUGGCCGCCAAUCAGUUCCGUUGGCGGCAACGGACGGGUCAUCUGGACGUGUGGUGGCUGUACGACGACGGAGGCCUCACUCUUCUCCUCCCACACCUCCUCCGCAAACGCAAACAAUGGGCCGAUACUCAGCUCCGGGUGUUUGCGUUGGCCCGCAAUGGCGGCGACGGAGAGCUCGAGAGACAACAGAUGAAGAUUUUGUUGGAAAAGUUUCGGAUCGACAGCGAAGUGAUUAUUCUGUGCGACGCCGGGAGAGCGCCGACAGACAUAUCGAAGAAACGGUUUGAGGCCGUAGUCCAGCCGUGGCUCACAAACGAGGACUCGUCCGGCGAUGGCAUCACUGACAAUGAGAUGACUGCUCUUCGCGAUAAGACCAACCGUCACAUCCGUCUCCAUGAGCUCGUAUGGGAACACUCGCGACACUCGGAGCUCAUUGUAAUGACACUUCCGAUGCCGCGGAAGGACUCGUGUUCGGCCGCCCUUUACAUGUCGUGGUUGGAGGUGUUGUCCGCCGAUUUGCCCCCUUUUCUCUUCGUGAGGGGAGACCAGAGCGAUGUCCUCACCUUUUACUCUUGAUUUCAAUGCAUUUUCCACAUUAUUUUAAUUGCAUUUUAUUAAUUAAUCAAUGGUUUUAAGAUCUA
Molecule: messenger RNA, 2891 nt
Organism: Medioppia subpectinata
Lineage: Eukaryota; Metazoa; Arthropoda; Arachnida; Sarcoptiformes; Oppiidae
Source: the annotation of a GenBank genome assembly